UGAAAUACGUCUCAUUACUCCCAGCCUUCGUCCUCGCUGCGAGGGUUGUCGCUUUCCCAGCCUAUGCCUCAUUGGCUGGCCUCAGCCAGCGAGAAUUGGAUGCAAUAGUUCCUACACUCGAAGCUCGAGAGCCCGCACCACCUCCUGGACCUUUGCCGGACACCUCUGCGAAAUUGGUGAACGACAAGGAUCACCCGUGGAAGCCACUUCGACCAGGCGACAUCCGUGGACCUUGCCCUGGUCUCAAUACUUUGGCGUCUCAUGGGGACCUUCCCAGAAAUGGUGUCGCAACGCCAGCUCAAAUAAUCACUGCGACGAUGGAAGGAUUCAAUUUCAGAUAUGGCCCUGCACUCUUCGCGACAUAUUCUGCGCACCUUGUGGACGGCAAUCUUAUCACGGACUUGUUGAGCAUUGGAAGCAAGACGCGGCUCACUGGGCCUGAUCCCCCACCCCCCGCCACCGUUGGUGGACUCAAUGAACAUGGCACCUUCGAAGGCGACGCUAGCAUGACCAGAGGUGACGCAUUCUUCGGCAACAAUCACGAUUUCAAUGAGACGCUCUUCGAGCAGGUGGUUGACUAUAGUAACCGGUUUGGAGGAGGGAAAUAUAAUCUUACCGUCGCGGGGGAGUUCCGGUUCAAGCGUAUUCAAGACUCGAUUGCGACCAAUCCAGAAUUCUCCCUCGUCAACUUAAGAUACCUUGCCGCCUACGGAGAGACCAUCUUCCCUAUCAACGUUUUCAUAGAUGGACGCAAGAAUGAUGGCCAGUUGGAUCUCGACGUUAUGCGCGGAUUUUUCCAGUUCGGCCGCAUGCCUGACGACUUCUUCCGCGCAGACGGGUCGAGAGACAACAGAGGAGUCGACGUCGUCGUACGGGCUCAUCCUGUCCAGCCCGGAAGAAACGUCGGCAAAGUCAACAGCUUCACCGUCGAUCCCACAUCCGGCGACUUCUCCACCCCCUGCUUGAUGUACGAGAAUUUUGUCAACCAGACGGUCAAGGGACUCUACCCGAAUCCGACAGGACAACUUCGCAAGGCGCUUAACACAAACCUGGAUUUCUUCUUCUUGGGGUUAAACGGCACCUUCAACGGAUGUACCCAGAUAUUCCCAUACGGCCAAGAUUGAU
Messenger RNA from Cyclocybe aegerita, 1125 nucleotides. The record is from the annotation of a GenBank genome assembly. NCBI's taxonomy places the organism in Eukaryota, Fungi, Basidiomycota, Agaricomycetes, Agaricales, Hemipholiotaceae.